Messenger RNA from Ciona intestinalis (vase tunicate), 771 nucleotides. Its product is annotated as putative nuclear transport factor 2. Lineage: Eukaryota; Metazoa; Chordata; Ascidiacea; Phlebobranchia; Cionidae. The record is from RefSeq and is a predicted model, not a curated record. Gene Ontology annotation, biological process: nucleocytoplasmic transport.
GACAGAACUCCAUACGUUGAACCCUGUACUAGGGAUAGUGUAACUGAUUGAAUCAAAAUGUGUGAAUUUGUCAUUAUGCCCCCUAUCCCCGCAAGGCCAACCGAGUUGCAUGAACUUGGACGUGCAUUUGCUCAACAUUACUAUACCAAAAUAUGUGUUGGUAGGCAAGAGCUUGACCAGUUAUAUGCACCGGAUUCUGUAAUGACUUUUGAAGGUUUGGAAUGUUCUGGAAGAGAAGCAGUGAUGGCUAAACUUAAGGCACUUACAUUCAAGUCAAUCCAUUACUCCAUUACAUCAAUUGAUUGUCAACCCACUGGAUUACCAAACACAGUCUUUCUUAUGGUGCUGGGUCAAUUGAAGACUGAUGAGGACCCACCGCAUAGUUUCUGUCAAACUUUCAUUCUACGUGGUUUUGAAGCGUCAUUUUUCAUUGUCAAUGAUGUAUUUAGGAUGGUUUUGCAUAACGCAUAGAUUGAUGUUUCUGGCAAAACCCAUUUCAAUCUGUUGUUAUGGAUUACUUUUCUGGACGAUGACUAUUGUUGAAUGAUUCUGCGAAACAUACAGUCUGUCUGCCACGUAUGAGCGAGCAAAGUGAAUGAAAAUGUAAUGUAUGUGUGCCUGUGUGUAUGUUUUUCAAUACGAAAUACUUAGUCUUGUCAUUUUAUCUAAAAUGUGAUAGUAAUAUUGUUUGUGUGAACAAGUACACGUGCUUCGUCAAAAUUUGUCUAUUGACCAAAGGUUUUUUGUCAUAAAUUACAUUUGCUGCGAACA